AUGGUUGAUGCAGCAAUUGGGAUUACUACUGAAGCUGUGUUGAAAAGGGUGGUCUCACUUGCUGCUGAAGAAAUCAGUUCUGCAUGGGGUGUGAAGAAAGACCUCGAAAAAUUUUCCGCGAAGCUUGAGAUGAUUCAAGCUUGGUUGUCUGAUGCGCAAAGUAAGCAAGUGACUAGUGAAGCAGUCAUACUUUGGCUGAAGAAGCUGCGGUCAAUCUCCCUUGAUGCUCAGAUUUUGUUGGAUGAAUUCGGCUACGAAUUUCUUCGCCAAAAGAUUGAGAGGAACAAGGUACGCAUAUGGUUUUCACCCUCUAAUCCUGUUUCUUUCCGCUUUAAAUUAGCUCAUAAGAUCAAAGAUGUUUUGGCAUCCAUAGAAGAGCUAUAUAUGCAAGCAAAUAAAAUUGGCCUUCAAGCAGCGCAACUGCCAAACUCUCUUCCUAAUGAAAAGCUGAUAAAGAUGCAUGAUCUUGUGCACGAUGUUGCCUUACAAGUAUCAGAAAAUUACUUUUGCCAUGUGAAAGAAUGGGAGGUCAGAAGUAAUGAAAUCGAAGCCAUGCAUGUAUCACUUGAUUCAACUGAGAAGGGAAUGCUGAAGGGUUUGCAAGGUUUUCUCCCUUCAAAGUUGCAAACACUUCACUUGACAUGUCUAGACCUGCCCAAAGAUUUGUUUGAAAAAUUUCAAUGUUUGAAGAUUUUGAUGGUUCAAAAUUACAAUUUAAGUGAAUUACCAUAUUCAACUGGCAAGAUGAAACAUUUAAGAUUUCUUGACAUUAGUGGCACUCGUAUAAAAACGCUUCCCAAGUCCUUCACAAGACUCUACUAUUUGCAAACUCUAAGAGUAAACGAUUUGAAAGAGGUACCGAAGGGAUUUGAAAAUUUGAUUAACUUAAGGCACAUUCAUAUGGAGAGAACCUCUGGAAUUCUGUUUCCAGGAUUAAGACAGUUGAGGAAUCUUCAAACACUCCCUUUCUUUAAGGUGGGUAGAUGUGAGGGUUUUCAAAUUGAAGAGAUAGAGCACUUGGACAAUCUUGGAGGUGCAUUGAAUUUAUUUGGCCUUCAAAAUGUGGGGAGUUAUGAAUCUAGUAUAAAGUCCAACAUAUUUAAAAAGUCAGACAUUCGAAGUUUAGAACUUCAUUGGGAUAGGAGGGGCGAAGAAGACAAUGAGGAAGACAGUGAUGUUAUGGAGGGUUUGAAACGUCAUUCGUAUUUGAAAAGUUUAAGCAUCUAUAGUUAUUGGAGCCCAAAGUUUCCAUCCUGGAUGGGUGGGGAGAGUAAUUUGUUACAUAGUCUGGUGAAGCUGAAACUUGAGAAUGUGGACAAAUGUGACACACUCCCGCCACUCGGUUGUUUGCCUUGUCUUGAGGAUCUCUGUAUAUGCUCGUUAGACAAUGUGAAAUGCAUCGGAAUAGAAUCUAUGGCUGCUCUUAGGAAUCUUCAAUUGAAUCAGAUGGCAAGUGUCAUGGAGUGGUUGGAUCCAAUCGAAAUUCUGCCAGCAUCACACGGAUCACUAGUGUCAUCGCCGGUUCAAGUUAAAGCAUUUCCGUGUCUAAAGCUUAUGAGUAUAGGCAACCUUCCCAACCUCAGUGUUUUCCCAAACUUUAGUAACCUAUCAAGCCUAGAGUCAUUAGAUGUAUGGAAUGGUCAAAAUCUGACAAUUCCAUGUGAGGAUUGGAAUAAUAUGGAUCUUGGUUCUCAUGUGCAACAUUACUUCCCAUUCUUACAUCGUCUAAGUCUCAACCAUUGCGACAAGUUGACUGCAGCAUUUUCAAGUCUCAACACGUGUUUGGCGCCACUUAGGUCAUUAUUUCUACUUGGCCGUCCUGAUUCAUGGCUUAAGGCUCCGCAACACUUAAUCAACCUGGAUUACUUAGCUUUGGGAGCACCAAUGGAAACUGAGGAUUUGGAACUUGUUUAUUACCCUUGGCCAUAUCCAAUGGGAGGUUUUCCAUUUCUUACUUUCCUUGGGUUGUUUGGUUAUCAUAUGCCUAAAGUUAUAUUCCUCCCUAGUCAAAUCCGGUAUUUGACUAGCUUGGUCGAAUUAGAGAUAUGGUGUUUCCAUGGUUUGGAGGAUCUCCCAGAGUGGCUUGGUGACUUAGACAGCCUUCAAAGUUUGGUUUUGGGGGGUUGUAGAAAGCUCAAACAACUACCCUCCGCAGAAGCAUUUCAACGCCUCACCAACUUAAAAGAUUCUAUAUAUACAAGACUGUCCUCUCUUAAAAGAGAACUGUACUGA
Molecule: messenger RNA, 2232 nt
Organism: Oldenlandia corymbosa var. corymbosa
Lineage: Eukaryota; Viridiplantae; Streptophyta; Magnoliopsida; Gentianales; Rubiaceae
Source: the annotation of a GenBank genome assembly